This is a messenger RNA of Knipowitschia caucasica, 234 nucleotides long. The record is from the annotation of a GenBank genome assembly. Lineage: Eukaryota; Metazoa; Chordata; Actinopteri; Gobiiformes; Gobiidae.
AUGCUGCAUGGAGCGGGCAAACAGCACACUCACUCCUCACGCUCCUUCCGCUCCAACCUCACGUCCACACAUUACGCUGCUCUGCCCGACCAGGAAAGCCCGUCUUCGGUCGCUGCUGUGACAUCCUCCCGUCCCAGGACCUUUUUUUUUGACAUUUCCCAGUGUAGCGAGGGAACGCAAACAGACGUUUUAAUGAAUCAGUAUUCGCUCGCAGAGGCCAUGUCGGACAAGUAA